Messenger RNA from Coffea arabica (coffee), 1953 nucleotides. The record is from RefSeq and is a predicted model, not a curated record. Lineage: Eukaryota; Viridiplantae; Streptophyta; Magnoliopsida; Gentianales; Rubiaceae.
AUGGACACAGAUAGUUCAGACACCUACAUUAGCCACCAUCUGGUUAAAGCUCUAGAAUUACCAUAUUUGGUCACCACUCCUUUCACAGUAGUCAUUAGGGAUGGCUCAAUGAUAUCAGGAUGCACUAAGAGUUCGAAGUAUAUUUCAGGGAAUUCAAAGGAAAAAUCAGAUGCUGAGACACCUAUUGAAGUCAAGGAGUUGUUGGACAAGUACAAGGAUGUGUUUGCAGCACCUACCGGCUUACCACCAGAGAGAAGUCUGGACCAUGCCAUACCCCUCAAGUCAGAUGCUCAGGCCUUCAAAAUCAAGCCUUACAGGUGCCCUCACUCACAAAAAACUGAGAUAGAAAAGCAAGUUGUGGAAAUGCUAGACAAUGGAAUCAUUAAGCAUAGUAAUAGUCCCUAUGCUUCACCUGUGUUGCUGGUCAAAAGAAAGAUGGACAAGUAUCCCAUCCCUAAUAUUGAGGAGCUGAUAGCUGAGUUAUGUGGAUCCAAAUACCAUUCCAAAAUAGACCUGAGGCCAGGUUAUGCUUUUGGGCUGACAAAUGCUCCAGCCACCUUCCAAGCAUUAAUGAAUCAGGUUUUUCAACCUUAUCUGCGCAAGUUUGUGUUAAUAUUUUUCGAUGACAUACUGGUCUACAGCAAAGAUCUGGAUCAGCAUGUGAAACAUUUGGAGGUGGUAUUGGAGGUACUGAGAGAGAAUCAGCUGUAUGCUAAGCUGUCUAAAUGCUCUUUUGCUCAGCAGAAGAUUGAAUAUCUUGGGCCAUUGACAGAUCUACUCAAGAAGGAUAGCUUCUGCUGGGAUGAACAAGCAGAUGCUGCCUUUAAGAAACUUAAGCAGAUCAUGCGUACUUCACUAGUUCUCAGGUUACCAGAUUUUGAGAGACCAUUUGUGAUUGAGACAGAUGCCAGUAAUGGAGGCAUAGGUGCAGUGUUGCAGCAGGACUCUCAUCCUAUAGCAUACCUCAGUAGGGCUCUAUCAACAAGGAAUUUGGGUCUAUCUAUCUAUGAGAAUGAAUUAAUGGCCUUGGUGUUAGCUUAUAAGAAGGGCAGUGACAACACUACUGUUGAUGCUCUAUCUAGGAAGGCAUUCUGUGGUCAGGAAGACCAGCAAGAGAACUCCUUCCUAGCAAUUUCUGCAGUCAAACCCAAGUGGAUGGAGGAAUUAUGCAGGAGCUACGAGGGGGAUGAGCACUGGAGCUCCCUACUCAAGGCAGUACAUGAUAUUGCUCAGGGAGGACAUUCAGGCCAAAGAGGGACUUAUCAGAAGUUGAAAGCCUUAUUCUAUUGGGAAGGAAUGAAGCAAGAUGUGAUCAAGUUUGUCAGUACGUGUGACGUGUGCCAGAGGUGCAAGCAUGAAAAUGUGCCUUACCCGGGCCUGUUGCAGGCUCUGACUAUCCUUGAUAAGGCAUGGUCCCACCUCACUAUGGACUUCAUUGAGAAGUUACCUAUGUCACAGGGAAUGGAUACCAUUAUGGUGGUCAUAGAUCGCUUCACAAAAUAUGCACAUUUUCUGGUGCUCAAACAUCCUUUUACAGCUAUACAGGUUGCACAACUCUUCCUGGACAAUGUAUACAAGCUACAUGGACUGCCAGUGUCUAUUGUCAGUGAUAAAGAUAAAAUUUUCACUAGCAAAUUUUGGCAGGAGUUAUUCAGAUUGAUGGGAGCAGCACUACACCUAAGCUCUUCCUACCAUCCCCAAAUAGACGGUCACUCAGAAAGACUCAAUCAAUGUUUAGAAAAUUUCCUGAGGUGUAUGUCCAGUGAACACCCUACUCACUGGUACAAGUGGUUGCCUUUAGCAGAGCUAUGGUACAAUACUACAUUCCAUUCUGGACUGCAGAUCACACCAUUUGAAGUUUUCUAUGGAUAUAAACCAUCAUGCUUACCAUUGGGACCAUAUCAGGAUACAAUUAUUCCAGGUGCUAAGGACCUGGUCCAGGAAAGAAUUUGA